AGUUGCCGUAGGCAGUGGGUCGAAAGUGCCGGUCAAAAUGGAAGUGAAUCCCCCCAAACAGGAGCAUCUGCUGGCCCUGAAAGUGAUGCGGUUAACUAAGCCUACUUUAUUCACCAAUAUUCCAGUAACAUGUGAAGAAAAAGACUUACCUGGAGAUCUUUUUAACCAACUCAUGAGAGAUGAUCCUUCAACUGUAAAUGGUGCAGAAAUUUUAAUGUUGGGUGAAAUGUUGACUUUACCACAGAAUUUCGGGAAUAUAUUUUUGGGAGAGACCUUUUCCAGUUACAUCAGCGUUCAUAAUGAUAGCAAUCAAGUUGUAAAAGAUAUAUUAGUUAAAGCUGAUCUUCAGACAAGUUCUCAGCGUUUAAAUCUUUCAGCUUCCAAUGCUGCAGUGGCUGAACUUAAACCUGAUUGUUGUAUUGAUGAUGUCAUACACCAUGAAGUGAAGGAAAUUGGAACACACAUCUUGGUGUGUGCAGUGAGCUAUACAACUCAGGGUGGAGAAAAAAUGUAUUUUAGAAAAUUCUUCAAAUUUCAGGUUCUCAAACCAUUGGAUGUGAAAACCAAAUUUUACAAUGCAGAGAGUGACCUCAGUUCUGUGACUGAUGAAGUAUUUCUGGAAGCCCAGAUUCAGAAUAUUACAACUUCACCCAUGUUUAUGGAGAAAGUUUCAUUGGAACCAUCUAUAAUGUACAAUGUAGCAGAAUUAAACUCAGUCAGCCAAGCUGGAGAAUGUGUAACUACGUUUGGAUCCAGAGCAUAUUUGCAGCCAAUGGAUACACGCCAGUAUUUGUACUGCCUAAAACCCAAGAAGGAGUUUGCAGAAAAAGCAGGCAUCAUUAAAGGAGUAACAGUAAUUGGAAAAUUGGAUAUAGUGUGGAAAACAAAUCUAGGUGAAAGGGGAAGAUUACAGACCAGCCAACUUCAGCGAAUGGCUCCAGGUUAUGGAGAUGUUAGGUUGUCUUUGGAGGCAAUCCCAGAUACCGUAAACCUAGAAGAACCUUUUCAUAUUACCUGUAAAAUAACAAACUGCAGCAGUGAAAGGACUAUGGAUCUGGUUUUGGAAAUGUGCAAUACCAAUUCUAUCCACUGGUGUGGCAUUUCAGGAAGACAGCUUGGAAAGCUGCAUCCCAGUUCUUCUCUCUGCCUUGCCCUUACUCUGCUGUCUUCAGUACAAGGACUGCAGAGUGUCUCCGGCUUAAGACUAACAGACACAUUCUUAAAGAGAACAUAUGAAUAUGAUGACAUCGCACAGGUCUGUGUGGUAUCUUCGGCCAUUAAAGUGGAGAGCUAAAGAUUUCCAGUGCUUUUCACUGAAUUUCACAGAACUGUCUUUUUUGUCAUCUUUGUGAAAUGAUCAAGUCUACAACAAAAAUAAGUACCUAUUAUUUAAAUUUCUUUCCUGACAAAGUUAAAAUAUUAAAUAUUUGUUUUGAAAAGAA
Messenger RNA from Neogale vison (American mink), 1442 nucleotides. It is a transcript of the gene TRAPPC13, whose product is annotated as trafficking protein particle complex subunit 13. The record is from RefSeq and is a predicted model, not a curated record. Gene Ontology annotation, cellular component: TRAPPIII protein complex. The transcript is spliced from 13 exons. Bases 38 to 1294 code for a protein of 418 amino acids. Lineage: Eukaryota; Metazoa; Chordata; Mammalia; Carnivora; Mustelidae.